This is a messenger RNA of Fukomys damarensis (Damara mole-rat), 1508 nucleotides long. RefSeq names its product sorting nexin 15 (gene Snx15). The coding region runs from base 58 to 1080 and encodes 340 amino acids. Gene Ontology annotation, molecular function: phosphatidylinositol binding. The record is from RefSeq and is a predicted model, not a curated record. NCBI's taxonomy places the organism in Eukaryota, Metazoa, Chordata, Mammalia, Rodentia, Bathyergidae. The transcript is spliced from 8 exons.
CAGAACCAGAGGGGCGAGGGCGGCGUCCCGGGGUCAGCGCUGCUCCCCUACGCCGUCAUGUCUCGCCAGGCGAAGGAUGAUUUCCUGCGGCGCUACACAGUCUGCAACCCCAGGACCCACCCCAAGGGCUACACGGAGUACAAAGUCACCGCGCAGUUCAUCUCAAAGAAAAACCCUGAGGAUAUCAAAGAGGUGGUGGUCUGGAAGCGGUACAGUGACUUCCGCAAGCUGCACGGGGACCUGGCCUACACCCACCGCAACCUCUUCCGCCGCCUUGAGGAGUUCCCAGCCUUCCCCCGUGCCCAGGUGUUCGGCCGGUUCGAGGCCUCAGUGAUCGAGGAGCGGCGAAAGGCGGCCGAGGACUUGCUUCGCUUCACUGUGCACAUCCCUGCUCUCAACAACAGCCCCCAGCUCAAGGAGUUCUUCCGGGGUGGGGAGGUGACGCGGCCCCACGAGGUAGCCAAGGACCUGCACAUUCUGCCACCCCCUCUGAUCCCCACUCCACCCCCUGAUGAUCCCCGCCUCCCCCAGCUGCUCCCUGCAGAAAGGAGGGGCUUGGAGGAGUUGGAGGUGCCAGCGGACCCCACACCAUCCAGCCCUGCACAGGAGGCCCUGGAUCUCCUCUUUAACUGUGGCAGCGUGGAGGAGGCAUCAGGCUCCCCUGCCAGGGGUCCCCUCUCCGAGGCCGAGCUUGCCCUUUUUGACCCCUUCUCCAAGGAAGAAGGUGCAGGCCCCAGUCCCACCCACGUAGGUGAGCUGGCAGCCACGCAGGUAGAGUCCGAAAGGCUGGACCAGGAACCCUGGGAGCCAGGAGGACAGGAAGAAGAUGAGGAAAGAGGGCCCACCCCUGCCUAUCUGAGUCAGGCCACGGAGCUCAUCACCCAAGCCCUUCGGGAUGAAAAGGCAGGCGCCUACCCUGCUGCCCUCCAGGCUUAUCGAGAUGGCGUGCACAUCUUGCUUCGGGGAGUGCCCAGUGACCCAUCCCCUGCCCGCCGGGAAGGGGUGAAGAAGAAGGCGGCUGAGUACCUGAAGAGAGCAGAGGAGAUCUUGCACCUGCAUGUGUCCCAGCUGCCACCCUGAGAGGAAGUAACCCUCCCAGGGACUGCAGCUCUUAACACUGCCAGCCUCCCUUCUCCUGUCCCCAGGGCCUGACCCCACCUCGUGGUCUUGUAACCCCAGGGGCCAUUUCUGUGUGUAACUGGACCAAGAAUGAGGAAAGUAAUGACCUCUUGUCUCCCUGCCUGCCUGGCUCCUUGGAAUCAAGGAUCCACACUUCUGAUCCUGUCCCUAUCUUGAUGUGUCAGCAGCACGUCCAGCCACUAACCUAUCAGUUACCAGCUGAGAACUGCAGUCUCCAGGCUGCAGCUUACAGUCAGAUAUGGCCAACUGCCUUUUUUUUAAAGACCCAUGAGCUAGAAUGUUUUUUACAUUUUUUAAUGGUUGGGAAAGAAAAAAAAUUCUGUGUCAGGUGAAAGUAUGAAUAAAAAUUUGUCAGAAUGCAACUAAGU